GUUUUGUUUUCUUUCCGCCAGUUGCCAACCAACUCCAACCAAAUCAAAAGUUCCAUUUUUUCUUGUUUGGUUUGGUCUUCUCCGCGUUUUCUUUUUCUUUUUUAAGGGUUUUUGCGACUCACCAUUUCUUGCUUCACUCAAAGUUUUUCAUGGUUCUACCAACGAGUUUCAUGACGUAUCUAGAAACGGUGUCGUUCAAGUUGGAGGUGGAGGAACCGCUGCAAGAAGAGCAUGCUCCUCUCAAUAAGCGUUUCAAACCUUCAUCCGCUUCACAAGAGCAAUGGCAUGCUUCAAAUAGUACAGCUUCCAGUUCUCCUCCCCAGUACAAUAUACUUGAUGAGCCUAGCCCUCUGGGUUUACGUCUUAGGAAGAGCCCUUCGCUAUUACAUUUGAUACAGAAGAAGCUUUCUCAAGGGACUACUUUUAUUGCAAAUACACAAAAUGAAAAUUUAAGCUCUGGUUUGAAAAGGGAAAGUCCGGCUGCGGCUGCAUCAGGCUCUGUUGAAAAGCUUAAGGCUUCAAAUUUCCCAGCUUCACUUUUAAGAAUUGGUUCGUGGGAGUAUAAAUCAAAACACGAGGGUGAUUUAGUGGCGAAAUGUUACUUCGCUAAACGAAAGCUAGUUUGGGAAGUUCUUGAAGGCGAACUAAAGAGAAAAAUGGAAAUCCAGUGGUCAGAUAUCAUGUCACUUAAGGCAAAUUGUCCUGAUACGGGACCUAGCUCGUUGACUGUAGCUCUCGCAAGAGAACCUCUUUUCUUCAAAGAGACUAAUCCUCAGCCUAGAAAGCAUACACUAUGGCAAACAACAUCAGAUUUUACCGAUGGAGAGGCUGGCAAACACAGGCAACAUUUUUUGGAAUUUCCGCAAGGGAUGUUAGCCAAGCAUUUUGAAAGGCUUGUUCAGUGUGACGCACAUCUUAAUUUCGUAAGCCAGCAACCUGAGAUAAUCUUGGAUUCACCUCAUUUUGAUACACGACCUGCUGCUUUUGAGAACCUUGACAAUCCAGAAGAUCGUGAUUUCCAUCAAGUCAAUGCAAAAGUAUCUACCACAUCUUGUUUGCAGGACAUAGGAUCUCCUCAUUCAUCCCCGUCACCAUCAUUUAAGAAUGAGUAUAAUGGUCGUCUUGGCAUUAGCUUGGAUAGUUCACCCUGUGAAGCACCUUCCACCAGUUCAGGGAGCACAAGCUCUGAAGCUGAUUCCAAGGGCCCAAGAAAUUGCGAUCAGAUAAAAUUGCCUGGACUGCGCACUUCUAUGUCAGUGAGUGAUUUUAUUGGCCACAUUGAACAUUGCCUUUCGGAACAAAUAACUUGUGGGGAUCCGUCCUUUUGUGAUGGAAGACGAGGUUUUCAGGAAAUGCUGGAGGAAAUUGCACAGCAUCUUCUAAAUGACAAUCAAGUUAUUGCGGCUUCUGAUGAAAAAUCACUCAUGACAAGGGUCAAUUCUCUCUGCUGUCUUCUACAGACGGACCCUGCAGCUUUGCAGAGUACACAUGACAAGGAAAAUGUUGCUGAUGGACCUGAUGAUGGAAAAAAUAUUGAUCUUGAAUCAAUGCACAACAUCAAAAUGAAAAUAGAUGUCAGGCCUGCUGAGGUGGACUUCAGAGAUGUUUCUUGUGGCAUGUACAGGAAAGACUCUUUCGGAGAGUUUCUUCUUCACCUUCCUCGUAUUGCUUCACUGUCAAAAUUCUUGCUUAACAUAUCAGAAGAUGACAGUGACUGCUAAACCUGAUAGUUACUCUGAUAUUUGAAAUAUAAAAAAUGGUCAAGAUCAAGCUGUGCAUAGAGAAUACGCCAUCUUUAACUUUUUACCAUUCGAACCAUUAGGAUUUGUACACGAUGUGUUACCUAAUAGAAUAUUGGGCUAAUACCGCUGUUUAAGUUGAGGGGCCUAGCUAUUAUUCAAACAUUGUAUUAUUUCUUGAUUUUUAACCACCAAUUGGUAGGUAGGUAUGUUGUAUUAAAAGAUAUAUAACUUCUAUGUAUAGUAAUGUCUUGUUAUCUAGUUUGUUUCUACAAUGUUUCUCUCUUUAGUUUCAAAUAUAAGAAAAUCCUAAGAGCCACUUUUAAAUUAAAA
This is a messenger RNA of Vigna umbellata (rice bean), 2072 nucleotides long. RefSeq names its product ATP-dependent DNA helicase. The record is from RefSeq and is a predicted model, not a curated record. NCBI's taxonomy places the organism in Eukaryota, Viridiplantae, Streptophyta, Magnoliopsida, Fabales, Fabaceae.